AUGCAAUUCUCCGCCGCUCUCCUUGCCGCCCUUCUGAGCGGCACCUCACUUGUCACCUCAUCUCCAACUCCAGUCUACCAAAUCGGUGACGUGGCAGGAGGCUCCAACCCGUGGGUCGGCAUGUACUCCAAAGACGACAGCCUUUGCACAAAAGGUUAUUUCGAAGCGAAAGCUGGAGACAACAAAUCCUGCUCUAAGAAAGGCGACUGCCGGCCCACACUCAGCAGCGCAAGUAUGGCUGUACUUAGCCCUGGCGCCAUCCCGGAUGUUGGUCAUCUGGGCAUCUUCUGGGGAGACAAGAACCAAUUGGCUGAUAAACUCUUCUUGUACUCGGAUGCUACUUGCACUACGCAUAUGGGCACGGUGGUUAGGCCAAAUCAUGAUUUCGGUAAUCAAGGGAAGUCUUGUGUGGGCGCGACCCCUGGGGAUUUUAAGCAAUGGGCGUAUAUUCACUGCGUGAGUCUCAAGCCACCUCAGAAGGAUGUCGGUCUUGGACCAUUUGUCAUUACCAAUCCGUGA
Messenger RNA from Bacidia gigantensis, 519 nucleotides. RefSeq lists its product as uncharacterized. The coding region runs from base 1 to 519 and encodes 172 amino acids. Lineage: Eukaryota; Fungi; Ascomycota; Lecanoromycetes; Lecanorales; Ramalinaceae. The transcript has a single exon. The record is from RefSeq and is a predicted model, not a curated record.